Messenger RNA from Peromyscus maniculatus bairdii (prairie deer mouse), 2205 nucleotides. RefSeq names its product protein disulfide isomerase like, testis expressed (gene Pdilt). Gene Ontology annotation, cellular component: endoplasmic reticulum. The record is from RefSeq and is a predicted model, not a curated record. Gene Ontology annotation, biological process: protein folding. NCBI's taxonomy places the organism in Eukaryota, Metazoa, Chordata, Mammalia, Rodentia, Cricetidae.
AACCCCAGAACUCAGAACACUGCUUCAGAGGCAGCUGUGGCCUCCAUGUGCUCAAGUAGGAACUUCAUUUCUGCCCCUGGAUUCCUCGGGAACACCCAUUAGUAGACAGGUCCUGCUCUCAUCACAAGGGGAAACAUAAGGCCUGCUCUUCAGACUCCCAUACCCCCUCUGAAGUGCCACAGAGCUGAGUGCCCCAGCUCAACGUGGCCCUACAGCCCAACAGCCAGAGAGUAAUCCAGCUCCUUGCAGGUAUGAACUUGCGGAACAAGACCACUUUGAUUGACAGGCCAGCCAUGGAACUGCUCUGGACACUACUGCUGAUGGUGGCUGUUUGCCUCUCUGAGGUCCUUGGCUCACCAGGGAUAGACACCAGCAUCAACAUUUCCCGGCCUGUGCACAUCCUGGAGGAUCAUAACUUAAUGGUGCUGACUCCUGAAGGCCUGACUCAGACACUGAAUGAGACCCGUUUCCUAAUGGUGAUUUUCCACAAUCCAUCCUCGAAGCAGUCCAGGAAGCUGGCUGAGGAGCUGGGCAAAGCUUCAGAGAUCGUCGGCAGGGGCAAGAACGGCUUGGGCUUUGGCAAAGUGGACAUCACUGUGCAGACGGAGCUUAAGCGGGAGUUUGGCAUCAAGCAGGCCCCGGAGCUGAAGCUGUUUUAUGAGGGCAACAGGUCUGACCCCAUCAGUUGCAAAGAUGUGGUUGAAUCUACAGCUUUGGUUGUUUGGUUGAGAAGACAAAUUCUCCACAAAGCACCUUUGUUCAACAACACGGAGGAAGUGACAAAUUUUGUGAAAUCCAGGCCCUUGGUCAUCGUUGGCUUCUUCCAGGAUUUAGAGGAAGAAGUGGCAGAUUUGUUUUAUAACUUCGUCAAGGACUUCCCAGAGCUUACGUUUGGAAUGAUAGAAAUAAAAAAUGCCUUUGGGGGUUUCCAAGUGAUCCUUGACAGCGUCCUGGUGUUCAAAAAGGGAAAAAUUGUGAAACGUCAAGAGCUUAUUAAUGACAAUACCGACAAAGAUUAUCUCAAUCAGGUUGUGAAACAGCAGCUUACAGCUUUUGUGAUUGAAUAUAACCCUGAGAAUAAGGAACUGAUUUAUGAACUGAACAUCUUGAAUCACAUGCUGCUCUUUAUCUCCAAAAACUCAGAGCCAUACAGCGUCAUAAUCCGGCAUUACAGAAUGAUUCCAAAGGAAUUCCAGAACAAGAUCCUUUUCAUUCUUGUGAAUUCGGAUGAACCCAAAAACAAACGCGUCUUCGAGCACUUCCGGAUCUCAACAGUCAAUGUCCCAUCUGUUCAAAUCCUGAACAUAACCUCUGAUACCAGAUACAAAAUGCCCACAGAUGAUAUAACCUACGAAAACCUCAAGAAAUUCUGCCUCAGCUUCCUCAGCAAAACUGCCAAGAAACACAAAACCAGUGAAGAGAUUCCGAAAUAUUGGGACCAAGGGCCAGUUAAGCAGCUUGUGGGGAAGAACUUCAAUGUGGUUGUCUUGGAUAAGGAGAAGGACGUGUUUGUGAUGUUCUAUGCACCUUGGUCUGAGAAGUGCAAGGUACUGAUACCGCUGCUGGAAGAGUUGGGCAUAAAGUAUCAAAAUCACUCCACAGUCAUCAUUGCCAAGAUGGAUAUAACAGCAAAUGACAUUCAGCUGGAGAACCCAGAUCAGUACCCGUUCUUUAGGCUUUUCCCUACCGACUCACAAGAGGCUGUCCCGUACAAAGGAGAACAUACCAUGAAGGGCUUCUGUGACUUCCUGGAACACCAUGUCAAGAUUAGGAUCGAGGAAGAGGAUGAGCUAUUGUCCAUUGAGCAAAAUGAAGAGCUAGAGGAGGAAGUGAUAGCUGAGCCAGAGACCCAGCUCACAGAGAAGUCGCCUGAGCAGCAGUUGCCCAAGCUGGAGGAGGCAACCAAACAGGACAGGCAAGCGAAAGAGUCACCCGUGCUGGAGAGCAUGAGCAAGGCAGCAGAGCCAGUGGGAAGGAAGGAAACAGCUGAGCGGGAGGAGGAGAUGGCUCAGGGAAAGCCACCGCCUCCACCAGGGAGGAAGCUGGAAGUCAAAGAAGAACUUUAGCUUCUCCGAAUUCAGGAAGGAAGGAGCCUAAUCCUAGGCCCUGACAUCAGUUUCUGAGCCAAUCUACUCUGACAAUGCUGUAUAUCAUAUGGUAGGGUGGCUGGGUGGGUGGGGCUAGAUAAUAAAGUCCAUGAAUGUC